Messenger RNA from Paramuricea clavata, 889 nucleotides. The record is from the annotation of a GenBank genome assembly. Lineage: Eukaryota; Metazoa; Cnidaria; Anthozoa; Malacalcyonacea; Plexauridae.
AUAUGCUAGUGCCAAACUAAGCUUGUUACAGUAUGACCCAAUUGGUCAUUCACCUUGUGGUAAAAACAGACUCUUUACUCCAUUUCAUUCUCAAUACCCAGAGUAUGAAAGAGAACGAAUUGUAAAAGAACUAGUUGGAGGUACAUCCAAACUAUGUUUGCUUUUCGUCACUGUUUCAUUUGGUAUAGGCGUGGAUGUACCAAAUAUCAGAAGAGUGAUUCACAUUGGAGUUCCAUACACUUUAGAGGAGUAUUUUCAAGAGGCUGGCAGGUGUGGCAGGGAUGGAUUACCUGCAAUGGCCACUGUCUAUUACAACUCUUAUGACCUCUCAAAAUCAAGAAAAAGUAUGACAUCUCACAUGAGAGAAUAUGUGGAGGCAAAUAAAAGGAAAAGGGAUUUCAUUCUUUCUUAUUUUGGUUUCAAGUGUUCCCCUAGAACUGACAAAGAACAUUUUUGUUGUGAUUAUCAUAAAAAAAUUUGCUCAUGUGAAGAUUGUGUGCUUGAGUCAGUCACACAGUUGUUCUGUACACAUGAAUCAAGUAUCACCUCAACUCUUUCCAUUACAUCAUUUGCAACUGAAGACACUAAAGAAUGUGUUCCCACUAUUAGUCAUGAAAAGGCUAACGAUUUAAGAGAGGAACUCCUAGCAUACAGAUUAUCCCUGCAUGGACAUGGAAAAAGCUGCACAGGAAGUACUAGCCUUACAAGUGGCUUUAGCAUUGAAGCAAUUGAGUUGGUUAUAGAACAUGCAUACGAGUUGACCUCUAUUGAGGAUAUACAAACAAAACUUCCAAUUUUCAACACUGAACAUGCUGUGGCAAUAUUUAGAAUUCUACUACGUCAUCAGCCUACGGUCAUUACAGAGUUGUACGGAAUUGACACGAGAUAG